AUGCUGAUGUUAAACUACAUGAUGUUCUGCAGCGAAUGCGCCAGGCACCCACCUUGCAACUUUAUUUGUCUAGUUCUUACGGUGAUUGGAAUGAGUAUCCUUGUUGCAGCAAUAACUUGUCGGAUACGAACGAAUUUGAUAUUUUACGCGUUCAUUGCCACGGCGGCUGUUGUUUUCGUCUGUGUGCUGUUGGCCUGUUCAAGUAUAUUAAUAAUAGAGCUGCAGACCAUACUAGGAGGCCGGACAGUGGAGAUUGGGGAAUCCGACUACGCUAUAGCCGCGUUUAUGCUUUACACCAGCAUCAUUGACCUGUUCCUCAAGAUUGUACAGAUGCUAAAUCUUUUUGACGACUGA
This is a messenger RNA of Leptosia nina, 354 nucleotides long. The record is from the annotation of a GenBank genome assembly. Lineage: Eukaryota; Metazoa; Arthropoda; Insecta; Lepidoptera; Pieridae.